AUGAUGAGAGACAAUGGAUGGGAUUCGUUAGUAGAAGAAGUUUCUAAUUUUUGUAUGAAGUUCAAUAUUUAUGUUCUUGAUAUGAAUCAUAUGUAUUGUCCUCAAGGGAAAUCACGGCGCAAGGCUCCAAAGCUUACAAAUUUUCACUAUUUCCGUGUUGAUUUUUUCAAUACAGUGAUAGAUUUACAGCUACAAGAGAUAAAUAGUCGUUUUAAUGAGGCUAAUACUGAGUUGCUACUUUGUUUAGUGUGCUUAUCUCCAGCUAAUUCAUUUUCUGCUUUUGACAAGGGAAAGUUAAUCCAUCUUGCUCAACUUUAUCCAUUUGCAACAACUUCGGUAGAAAGAGCAUUCUCUGCAAUGAACAUUGUGAAGAAUCAAAUGCGCAACAAAAUGGGAGAUCAAUGGUUGAAUGAUAGCCUCACUGUGUAUCUUGAGAAGGAUGUAUUCAAUUCUAUUGAUAAUGAGCCUAUUAUUCAUGGUUUUUAA
Humulus lupulus (European hop) is the source of this 486-nucleotide messenger RNA. RefSeq lists its product as uncharacterized. Lineage: Eukaryota; Viridiplantae; Streptophyta; Magnoliopsida; Rosales; Cannabaceae. The transcript has 2 exons. The record is from RefSeq and is a predicted model, not a curated record. Bases 1 to 486 code for a protein of 161 amino acids.